AGCUGCCGCUGCUGAACGGCUCCAGCCGCGGCUCCUCAUCGAUCUUCCGAUCGGAAAUAAUCCAUAGCCGCAUGGUGACGUCACGCCGCUGAUGCUCAGCGCCCGUGGCAGGGUGCAGCCGGGACGCCAGGAAGCGUUUGACCCCUCCGAAACGCGCAUACGGGAUUAAUUGGACGCAAACAAAGGCAAAGGGGGAAUCAUAAUUGCAAGGAGAAGCGCGAGGACGCGCACGCGGCUGUUUGCUUGUUUGUGACGUCGGCGCGCGCGGCAAUGGAGUAGCUGUCACGGCCGCUUUGCAGGGAGAGGAUGGAUGCGGACUGAGCCAGCUGUGGCCUGCUCCUAUCAGCAACAUCUGGCCGGGGAGUCGCGCGCAGCGGCGGGCGGGGAGCGUCGCUGGCUCUGGUUCUCUGAGGCGGUGUGACCUCGUCCUUGGCUGCCGGGUCAGAGAAGGAGCGUGCAGCAGCCAGACAGAUCUGUGGACGUGGAGGAUAUGGAGGAAGUUGAUGCAGGAGGGGAAGGGCCCAUGGUGGUCAGAGAAGGGCCAAGCCGUCAAGGCCGCCAGUGUGAGUCCAGCGCCGCCACACCAACCACCAACAACCUCCUGGCUUCUGUUAAAGAGCAGGAGCUUCAGUUUGAGCGACUGACCCGCGAGCUGGAGGAGGAGCGGCAGAUUGUGGCGAGCCAGCUUGAGAAGUGCAUGCUGGGAGCUGAGUCACCAGUUGCAGACAGUAGCAGCUCUUCUGAGAAGUCGUAUGCAUGGAGAUCUGCAGGUGGUGAGUCUCAGGGCGUGGCUGCAGACGUAUCAAGUCGCCACCAUGAGGCGGAGGAAGGACUCUACCUGCCUGAAGGGGACCGCGCCUCCCUGCAUGACAGUGAGGGUUCAGGAGGUCACUCAGCCCACAUGACCUCGUUUUCCGACAGCGGGUACCAAGACAGCAGCGUCAGUUAUUACAGCAACCAGAACGUGGUGCGUUCAGAACCCCGAGCCUCAGUAUCAAGAAGCCCCAGAGCAGAAGGUCAAGCUUCGGGGCAGGCGUCCAGUCGGAUGUUAAGGAGAAUGGCUUCCCUCCCCUCCAGGAGCCAGUCACCCGGCUGCGGCACCACCGGAACGGUCUCCCCCUCCCGCAUCUCUAUGCGGACGUCCCAAGGCAGCACAUACGACUCGCCCAUCCUGUCUGAGCCCAAACCCCUUGCUGCCGUCUUCCCUGGCACCCCCAUGCCGCCUUCCUGCCCGUCUCCAACCUCCCCCAGCGACGCCGCCGCGGCCCUGGGAAAUGGAGGAGCGAUGUUAGGCGGGGGGAGACUGGGCUCCACCCUGUCCUUGAUUGAGGGGAGGGCUUUGACAGGGUCACCACUGCGUUCAGGGAUGACGGCGAUGCCUCAGCACUACGGCUCCACGCUCCCCAGACAGAGUCAGUCACUGGCUUAUGGUGCAGAUCCAUACGGCCUGUACCAGAGGAGCGCCCUGCCACGCCCAGACAGCCUCAUAGGGCUGCACAGCUCGUACGCCGGUCACGGGAUGCAGUUAGAUCCAGAGCUGAGGGCCGCCUUGUCACCCGACUGCCAAAUGACGCCUGUUUUCGACGACCGCUCCUUUCAAAGCCCCCUGUACCACAGCCCCACCCACGACCCCCAGGGCUCCCUCUACAGAGCAAACACAGGUAUGGGGACCCUUCCUCGGACCACAAGCCAUUGCGGCACGCUGCCGUACCAAAGAAGCAGCUACGGGCUGAGCUCAGCAGCUGCCUACGUCGACUCCAUCAGGGUGUCCGCGGAGCCUGUGUUCUCCCACCGGCACUCUGCGCUGGUGGACCGAGUCAUCACUCGCACGCCUUCCAUCGAAAGCAUCCACAAGGACCCCAGGGAGUUUGCUUGGCGUGACCCGGAGCUGCCAGAGGUCAUCCACAUGCUGCAGCAUCACUUCCCCUCCGUCCAGGCCAACGCCGCCGCCUACCUGCAGCACCUGUGCUACGGAGACAACAGGGUCAAGGUGGAGGUGUGCCACCUGGGAGGGAUCCAGCACCUGGUGGAUUUAUUGGAUCAUAAGACAUCCGAGGUACAGAAGAGCGCCUGUGGAGCCCUGAGGAACCUGGUAUACGGAAAGGCCACUGACAACAACAAGGUGGCACUGAGGAACUGUGGCGGCGUUCCUGCUCUGCUUCGCCUCCUAAGGAAAACCACAGACAACGAGGUCCGCGAGCUGGUCACCGGAGUCCUGUGGAACCUCUCCUCGUGCGACGCUGUGAAGAUGACCAUCAUCCGCGAUGCCUUGACCACGCUGACCAACACGGUCGUCAUCCCGCACUCCGGCUGGAGCACAGCUUCUCACCGCGACGAGCACAAAGUCAAGUUCCAGUCCUCCAUGCUGCUGCGCAACACCACAGGCUGUCUGAGGAACCUGAGCUCGGCAGGGGAGGAGGCGAGGAGUCAGCUGCGCUGCUGCGAGGGUUUGGUGGACUCGCUGCUGCACAUCCUGAAGGCCUGCGUCAACACUUCGGACUACGACAGCAAGAUUGUGGAAAAUAGCGUCUGCACCCUGAGGAACCUCUCAUACCGCCUGGAGGUGGAGAUGCCCUCCUCCCGUCUCCUUGGUAACCAGGAGCUGGACACCCUGUUAGGUUUCUCCUCACCAGUGAAGGAGCUGGACUACCUGUGCUGGGGGAAGAGAAGGCACGGCCGGAAGAGGGGGGGCUGGCCAGAAGGAAAGUGGGACGGUGCUGGACCCAUCCCAGGUUUCUCCCAGUCUCUGAGGGGAGCAGAGCUGCUCUGGCACCCUGUGGUGGUGAAGCCGUACCUCAACCUGCUGGCUGAGAGCUCCAACCCGGCCACACUGGAGGGCGCCGCCGGCUCGCUGCAGAACCUCUCCGCUGGAAACUGGAAGUUUUCCGCCUACAUCCGAGCUGCUGUGCGUAAAGAAAAAGGUUUGCCCAUCCUGGUGGAGCUGCUGAGGAUGGACAACGACAGGGUGGUCUGCUCUGUCGCCACCGCGCUCAGAAACAUGGCACUGGAUGGCCGCAACAAGGAGCUGAUAGGAAAGUACGCCAUGCGGGACCUGGUGAACCGGCUGCCAGGCAGCACACCCUCUGUGCUGUCUGACGACACUGUAGCAUCGGUCUGCUGCACUCUGCAUGAGGUCACCAGCCGCAACAUGGAGAACGCCAAAGCUCUGGCCGACAGCGGAGGCAUUGAGAAGCUGGUGGACAUCAGCAAAGGUCGAGGGAAAGGGUACUCCAUGAAAGUAGUUAAGGCUGCUGCUCAGGUGUUAAAUACGCUAUGGCAAUACAGAGAGCUGAGGAGUCUAUAUAAACAGGAUGGAUGGAACUACACCCACUUUGUCACCCCGGUUUCCACACUGGAGCGAGACCGGUACCGUUCCCACCCCACCCUGCCUACCAGCCCUCUGCAGAUGUCUCCUGUUAUCCAGUCAGGUGGCAGUGCAACAUCCUCGCCUGCCAUGCUGGGGAUAAGGAGACACAGCUCAAACUACCAGAGGGCGCAGUCAUCUAUGCAACUCGACACAUAUUAUGGAGACAGUUUACACAGACGGCAGUACACAGGGUCAGAUAAGAAAACUCCCUAUUUUAUCGGGACGUACUCCUCUCAGUCAGGAGAGGAUAUAAGAAGAUCACAGCACCCAGAGCCAUUUUAUGACGAACCCGACAGGAAGAACUACAACAGCUACAGAAUGUACCUGUCGUCGCCUCAAGGCUACGGCGAGGAACACUACGAGGACGAGGCGGUCCAUCUGCCUUCCUCUCCUGACGGCUACGCCACCCAGUCGCUCCGAUUUAAAGCCAACACCAACUACGUGGACUUCUACUCCACCACACGGAGGCCUUCAAACAGGGCAAACAAGUUCACUGGGUCCCCCGAUUCAUGGGUGUAGAGACAAAAAAAUAACAUUUUUCCGUGCGUUUCUGUGGAUCGUUGUGCGUGGAGACUGCACUGUACUGUCUGUUUGGGUGAAAAGUUAUGGGUGCAUGUGAAUCUGUUUGAAUCUGUGUUAAAAAUGGGCUGAAGGAUCAGGAUCCUAUCGCUUUUAGCGGCUUGGUUGCUGAAAACAAAUUAUAGCCGUUUUUUAAACCAAUGGACUCAUUUAUUUUAAGCUAAUCAUACCUACCAUUAGGGAUCUUUGGAAAAAUUUAAAUACAUAAAAUAAAUAUAUCUCAUUCCUGACACAUCUUCAGCUACAUUGGUGUGAAAAAGUAUUUCUUUCAGAUCAUCAAACAAGCUUUGAUUUUAGAGAAAGAUAAAGGUUUUAAGAUAAGGAUUUUAGUUGCUAAAGACAACAAAAAGCUUCUCCAAACCUACCUGGCUGUUUGAUUUCAACCUAAUUGGUUGUUUCCUGUCUUUUACAUCAAUACAUAGGUUUUCUUUUUCUUUGCCACACUGGAGUUUUUUGGAACCGGAUCAAGGCCUUAAACUCAAGCUACAGGAUUUUACUAAGCCUCUUAAAAACAUUUACUUUGAAGCAAUUCAGCUGUUAAUUUGCUGGUGAGCUUUGGAUUAACGUCAUGCUACUCAACCCAAGUGUACUUGAGCUAAAGGCCACCAACCGAUGGUGUAGCAUGAUGUGUUUUUAGUUAAAAAUGUGUUGGUUUGACCACACAUGCAGCAGAAAAUUUAACUUUCACGUUUUUAGGAUCAUAUGGAGUUAUUUUUCUAAAUGUAAGACAGGCUUAUUUGUUUUUCUUGAUCUUGGAUCUUCG
Molecule: messenger RNA, 4709 nt
Organism: Cyprinodon variegatus (sheepshead minnow)
Lineage: Eukaryota; Metazoa; Chordata; Actinopteri; Cyprinodontiformes; Cyprinodontidae
Product: plakophilin-4-like
Exons: 22
Coding region: 491-3886 (1131 amino acids)
Biological process (GO): cell-cell adhesion; cell-cell junction assembly
Cellular component (GO): cytoplasm; nucleus; adherens junction
Molecular function (GO): cadherin binding
Source: RefSeq, a predicted model, not a curated record